Molecule: messenger RNA, 265 nt
Organism: Staurois parvus
Lineage: Eukaryota; Metazoa; Chordata; Amphibia; Anura; Ranidae
Source: the annotation of a GenBank genome assembly
GGGCAGUGGUGGAGUAUGCAGUGUUGGGUGGCAGAAAGGUGCAGUAUCUGGGGUGUUGGGGUGCAGGGAUGCAGAGGGGUUCAGAACCAGGGGCGGACUGACAACUCAUGGGGUCCCCGGGCAAUAGGGGAUCAUGGGGCCCCUGUGUCCUUGCCCACACUCAAAAAAAGCCUAUAAAAGGUACCAGGGGCAUUUCAUGGGGCCCCCUACUGACCCCGGGCCCUCAGGCAGUGUCUGAGUUCUCCAAUGGUCAGUCCGCCCCUGG